UGAGCAGGUGUAGCCGUCACCUGAAUACAUUGUUUGCUAUCCAAGGAUAUAUCCGGCUUUAUUUUCAUAAAAUCCAAAGAAUAACGGGUCGUUCUCUCUUUUUUACGUAAUGUACGAUGAGUAUUAGCUAGCCAGUCGAGCAGAGGGUCACUCACAUCCCACCUGCAGUCAUGAAUGGUGGUUUUAAUAUUUGGGCUAUAACUCCAGAAGAGAGAGGGAAACAUGACAAACAGUUUGACUCUCUGGCUCCCAAACUGGGCUAUUUGUCAGGAGAUCAAGCACGAACGUUCUUUCUGCAAUCUGGCCUUCCUACAGCAGUCCUGGCUGACAUCUGGGCUCUUGCGGAUAUGGGGAAGGAUGGGAAGAUGGGCAGAUUGGAAUUCUCCAUCGCAAUGAAGCUAAUUAAACUGCAGUUGCAGGGUCAGCCCCUCCCUUCCACUCUACCAGUCAUCAUGAAGAAGACACCUUCCCCCAUUAUGACGUCAUCAUCACGCUUUGGAAUGGGCUCAAUGUCAAAUCUCUCUGCCAUGUCAGUGAUGCCCAUCCUUACACCCAUGUCUGCAGUCCCUGCAGUGACUGCUUUGGUCUCUGCACCCACCCUGGUAUCAGGAGCCCUGCCUCAGAUCCCCAAUUCUCUCAGCGUGCCAGUCUUACCCAAUGGCAAUGCAACUCUCCUCACAGCAACACCAGCUUUCCCAGUUUCCAGUGGUUUGAGUAAAUCUCACUCGCUGUUGGACCUUGGCUCUAGCAGUUCUAACUCUUCUUCUACCACCUCUCUUGCGAGUAACUCCCCUAAAAUGGGUGCAUCUGACUGGGCAGUACCUCAGUCAUCCCGUCUGAAAUACCGACAACAGUUCAACAGUCUGGACAAGCUGAUGAGUGGAUACCUAUCAGGUCCCCAGGUCAGAAAUGCCCUUACAGCCUCAAACCUCACGCAAACACAGCUUGCCACCAUAUGGACUCUUGCUGAUGUCGACCGUGAUGGGCAGUUAAGAGCAGAGGAGUUUAUUCUAGCAAUGCACCUGGUUGACAAGGCCAAGUCUGGCCAUCCCUUACCUCUAACUCUACCUCCUGACCUGGUACCACCCUCAUUCAGAACAGGGAAGUCAUGUGACCUGCUGAACGGACCUGUUCCUCUGAUCAACACUGAGCUGACUGAGCCAGAACAGCCACAGAAAAACAAGACCAAUGUGUCAUUUGAGGACAAAUUGAAGGAGAAUUUUCAAAAAGGCAGCACAGAGCUGGAAAAGCGGCGACUGGCUUUGCAGGUGGAGCAAAAGAGAGAGGAGGAGAGACGGAGAGAGGAAGAGCGGAGAGAGGAGGAGAGAAGACGACAGAAAGAGAGAGAGGAGCGAGAAUGGAAGGAGAGAGAGCAGAGGAGACAGAGGGAGGAGGAGAGAAGGAUAGAAAGACAAAAAGAGCUGGAACGACAGCGAGAGGAAGAAAGAUUGAAAGAAUUAGAACGACAAGAGGAAGCAGAAUGUCAGAGGCGGUUGGAAUGGGAGAGGAGAAAACGAGAGGAGCUUCAGACACAGAGAGAACAAGAGCAGAGCGACAUACAGAGACUGAAGGACAGGAAGAGGAAUCUAGAGAUGGAACUGGAGGCUGUGGGUAACAAGCAUAAGCAGAUCUCUGAUCAUCUCCGAGACGCCAAGAGUAAGAGUCAGGUCCAGGGAGCUGAGCUAGACUUGAUCAAUCAGAAGAGGGACAGUCGUAUUGUGGAUAUCAACUCUCUCCAGUUACAGUUUGAUGAAAUUCAGAGGCAGAUGAGUCAUUUUGGUCCUGAAAAGCAGAGACUGACAGACACACUGCUUCACCUCACCCAGAACAACACCAGUCCUUUGAUAAAUGAUGUGAAACAAAGUGUGUGCGAGAAAGAUCUGAGCUGUCGGAAGCUGAAGGAGCAGUUGGAUGCUUUGGAGAGAGAGACCACGGCUAAACUCUCACAGAUGGAGCAGUACAAAAGAGAAAUCAAGUUUGUGGAAAUGGAUGACUGUGUGCUUCAAGGACUUCUCUCUUUGCUGGGUUGCUUAACCAAUCUCUUCCUUCUAAUAAAGGAGUUGAGACAGAGGCAAAGCCAGCAGCAAGAUGUCUUAGAGCAGCUAAGGAGAGUGAGAUCUGAGAAACUAAAAGAGCUACAGAGACAAAGAAAAGAGGAGGAGGAGAGGAAGAGAAAACAAGAGGAUGAGGCUGCAAGACAGGCAAAGCUGGAGCAGGAGCGUCUUGAUCUUGAAGAGGCAGAACGUCAGAGGAUGCUUGUCCAGGAACGAGAGGCCAAACUCAGAGAGGAACAGCAGCGGCAGGCCCAAGCCCGACUUCAGGAGGCUCAGGAGCUGGCACGAGAGAAAGAGGAAAAGAGAAGAGCAGAGGAGAGAGAGAGGGAAGAGAAAGAGCAACAGGAGAGAGAAAGGAAUGAAUUGGCAGUACACACUCAGGCCUGCAUAUCAUUCAAUAGCACAGAGAAUAAAGGUUUACUGCCAGUGAUAACCACUGAAGAUAUGUCUACUGUCCUCACAACCUACAGAGCUCUUUAUCCCUUUACAGCACGUAACUCUGACGAACUCUCACUGGAGGCAGAAUGUUUAAUCAAGGUAAAUGAAUCAACAGUUAGGGAGACUGGCUGGCUGUAUGGGAGUUAUCAUGGUAACAGUGGCUGGUUUCCUGAGAGUUAUGCUGAGAGAUGCAAUAAAGAUAGUCAAACUGAACUGACUGCAGCUUUUACACACUCCAUAUUGCCCUCUACCAACUACCCAGGAAUUCCUCGUGUGGACAUAGAAGGUCCAACACCAACACACACACCAAAGUUGACAAACACACAAUGCACACAGGCUGUAGCUGUGUGUGAAUGGGGUGCUAAGACUGACAGUCACCUGGGCUUCUCUAAAGAUGACAUCAUCACUGUUCUAGAGAAGCAGGAGAACUGGUGGUACGGAGAACUAAACGAGAGUCGGGGCUGGUUCCCUAGUACACAUGUGUCCAUGGUUACCACCAAUAACACACAGCCCGAACCAUUGUAUUCUACUGUUGAUGAGAUUGAACUUUCAAAUACUUGUCAGCUUGAGGAGUAUGUGGCUCUGUACACAUAUGAGAGUCCGGAGUCUGGUGACCUGACGUUUUGUGCGGAGGAUGUUGUCCUGGUAACAGAAAGGGAAGGAGAAUGGUGGAGAGGGUGCAUCGGUGACCAGUCUGGCCUCUUUCCUUCCAACUAUGUUAAACCCAAAGAUCCUGAUAUCGCCAAAGCUGGAGAUCCUUGCAAAAAGCCAGAAAUUGCUCAGGUAACCACGGCCAAUUUUGCCACAACACCUGGGCAGCUGAGUCUCACACCUGGUCAACUGAUUGUGGUACUGCAUAAGAACUCAAACUGCUGGUGGCUGGGUGAGCUACAGGCACGGGGUAAGAAGCGUAAAAAGGGCUGGUUCAAAUCCUCAAAUGUCAGAUUACUGGAGGCCAACAGCGGCAAAAUAUCUCCUGAACCUCAACAAUUGUGCCAGGUCAUUGCGAUGUAUGACUACAAAGCAGCCAAUGAGGAUGAAAUGAGCUUCCAAAAAGGUCAGCUGAUCACCGUACACAACAAGGAUAACCCUGACUGGUGGAAAGGAGAGGUCGGUGGGGUCAUAGGGCUUUUUCCAACAAAUUAUGUGAAGAUGACAACAGAAUGUGAUCCUAUUCAGCAAUGGUGUGACGAUCUGUUAAGUUUAGAGUCGAUGUGCACUGAGGAGAGGAAGAGGCAAGGCUACAUCCAUGAGCUCAUUCAAACAGAGGAGUCCUACCUGGAGGAUCUGGAGCUUGCACUGGAGGUGUUCUAUAAGCCAAUGGCAGAAUCAGGGAGGUUGACAGAGUCCGAGAUGGGUAUGAUCUUUGUGAACUGGCGAGAACUCAUCAUGUGUAGCACCAAACUCCUAAAAGCUUUGCUUGUCCGUAAGAAGAUGGCUGGAGAACGGAUGCCGGUGCAGGCAGUGGGUGAUAUCAUGUCCUCUGAGCUCUCUCAUAUGCAGGCCUAUAUUCGCUUCUGCAGUUGCCAGCUCAAUGCUGCAGCCAUGCUGCAACAGAAAACAGACAAAUCACCUGACUUCAAACUCUUCCUAAAGAAAAUAGCCAGUAAUUACCGCUGUAAAGGAAUGCCACUGUCCAGCUUUCUCCUGAAACCCAUGCAGAGGAUCACACGCUACCCACUGCUUAUCAAGAAUAUUCUGGAGAAUACACCUGUGGCACAUGCAGAUCAUGCAAACCUGCAGGCAGCGCUAGAGCAGGCCGAGGAGUUGUGCUCAAAAGUGAAUGAGGGAGUGAGAGAGAAAGAAAACUCAGAUCGGCUGGAAUGGAUCCAAAACCAUGUGCAGUGUGAUGGAGUUAUUGAGCACCUUGUUUUUAACUCUCUGACUAACUGCCUGGGCCCUCGAAAACUGCUGCACUCUGGGAAAUUGCAUAAGACCAAGAGUAGCAAAGAGCUUUGGGCCUUCCUGUUUAAUGACUUCCUGCUUCUCACAUACACCUCCAAACAGUUCUCAUCAGCUGCAGAAAAACUCUUCAACUCAAACUCCAAUGCACAGUUCAAGAUGUAUAAAAUGCCAGUGUUUCUGAAUGAAGUCUUGGUCAAAAUGCCCUCUGACCCAUCCAGUGAUGAUCCAAUCUUUCACAUCUCGCACAUUGACCGUGUGUACACACUCAAGACUGACACCAUUAAUGAGAGGACUACAUGGGUGCAGAAGAUCAAAGCAGCAUCUGACCACUUUAUAGAGACUGAGAAGCACAAAAGAGAGAAGGCAUACCGAGCUCGUUCUCAAAAGAAUAGUGGAAUUGGGAGACUGUUAGUAACAGUCCUGGAGGCAACUGAGCUGAAGCCCUGCAAGCCAAAUGGCAAAAGCAACCCAUUCUGUGAGCUAACUAUGGGUGCUCAGUGCUACGCCUCCCGUCAUCAGCCCGACACACUUAACCCCAAAUGGAACUUCAACUGCCACUUCUUCAUCAAAGACCUAUAUCAGGAUGUCCUCUGCCUCACUAUCUUUGAGAGGGACCAGUUCUCUCCAGACGAUUUUCUUGGUCGUACUGAAGUUCCUGUUGCAACAGUAAAAAAGGAUCAAGAUGGUAAGAGUCCAUUGGUACGACGUCUGCUUCUUCAUGAAGUUCCCACUGGAGAAGUCAAAGUGCGGCUUGACCUUCAGCUCUAUGAGUAACACCUCAACUGUGAAUUCCACAUCUGUUUUACAAUAACUUACACUUGCACUUGAAAAUUAAACAGCUCAAAACAUUUUCAUUUCAUCUACAUGAUUAUAUUUUUAAAUUACAUAAUGAGCACUUCAGAACUAUGUUUGGCUGUUUUAUCUUGUUGUGAAAUGUAAGCUUUAACUGCAAAUUUCAAGGGCUGACUCUCCUAUGUUAUCGUGGAUUCAUUGAUUAAAAUAGUGAUAAUUUUAAAAUGACAGGAGUGACAGAUACUUUACACUGUGCACACAUUUGAUGUGGCAAACAUGAACCACUUUACAAACAUUUACAUGCUUUAACAUGCCUACAGCCUUUUAGUUUCAUGCAAUUUACUGUCAUACAUGCUCAUGAUGUCAAACAAUGGGAAGUGUUGGUUAAUAAUUACAUGAUGGUUAGGAUAGGAACAAGUUGAUAUUUUAAACCUUUUCAAAUCUUCCCUUAAAACUAUGAAUGAUACUAUGAAUAUAUUCCGUCUGACCAGAAAUGUCAGUCUUAACACUAUUUUUAAACAUAUGGUAUGGGGAAAAUUCUUUAAUGAAAUAAACCAUAGAUCUUUGUCCUAAAUAUGAAAUUCUUUUACUAGAUAAUCCCUACCUUUCUCUUUUCUUUCUUUGGUCAAAUUCUGACCUGUCAAAUGUCUUGUUCUAAAGCCAAAAUUGCUUUAGUUAGGGUAAAACACAGAGUAAUCUUUAUUACUAUAUCUUAGAUUACUCUGAAAUGUAUUGUUAUAUUCAGUAGCAGCCAUGAGAAAAUCUGGCAGAAAUUAAGUCAGAAUUGGAAUAGUGGUUCUAAACAUUUUAUACUGUAUAUUUAAAUGGAUAUAAGUUACAAUGACUCCUGUGUUGAAUUUUGUUUUAUUGCCAUUGAAUGUAUAAAUAGAUUAAAAGAUGCCACUGAUGUUUUCAACUAAAAUUAUGUUUACAAUUGCCUAUACUCAGGACAUGCCAAACAUUAAUUCAGUAGUUUAUAGAAUCCAUAGAGCCAAGCAUACAUCCCACCAUGAGCAACCUUUAAUCUAAGAGCGAUACAUAAAUGCAGAAACUUUCAUAUCUUUAAUGAUCUUUCAAAAUAUAUAGUCCUUUAUUAAUCAGUUUUAUUCAGUAUGGGUCACAAGACCUUUUUCAAGACAUACAUAAAUGUUUCAAUUAUGAUAUUCACAAGGUGAGGUCAGAGAAUAGAUUCCUUUAUGUCAGAACAUACAAAAUAUAUACUUCUAUAUCUCAAGUAUGCACAUUUAGGGUAUCUUUUUAACAAACUGGCUUUAAGUACAGACUGGAUCUGAAUAUUCUGCAGUUACAUUUACGGUUGUUCCUGCCAGAUGUUAAAAGUUUGCAUCUUGUUUCUGUUUAAAAGUGUUUUGUUAAUUUAAUGCAUUAUACUGUUAAAUAAUACUUCCACUGGAAUAUUGUAUGAUCUGUUGGGUUUGGGCACAAUAAGAAAAAAAAUAAAACCAAUAAUAACGUAACAGAAAACAUAUUUGUUUUGCUAUUUUCUCUCAGAAAUGUAUUUACCUUUUAAUUCACAUUAUUUAAAAAUAAUAACAUUUUCAAUUGUAUAUCUUUACAAGUAUAGUACUUUACAUUUAGUUAUGCGUAAAUUAGAUCUUUUCUAUUUUCUCUUCAUCAGUUUGUGUAUCUACUUGCUUUGGACAAUUAAGGCACUCAUGUGUCAGGCACACAUGUGAAAAGUGCUUUUCUUUUGUCCUUUUGGAUAAGAAAUCUGUGCAUGUUGUGCUUUGUUUAAUUUUCAAGUGUUUAGUAAUAUGUUCACUGACUGUUAAAACGACAGUAUUGUUGUUAAUAUUGCUUUGUUAUUCAGCAUGUUUGUUAACCACAAAGGUAGCGAGGUGAAUGAGGCUAAGGCUAUUGUUUCAACAGCCUACACAUAAAAAAAUAAAAAUAAA
Molecule: messenger RNA, 7102 nt
Organism: Xyrauchen texanus (razorback sucker)
Lineage: Eukaryota; Metazoa; Chordata; Actinopteri; Cypriniformes; Catostomidae
Product: intersectin-2-like
Exons: 40
Coding region: 171-5171 (1666 amino acids)
Biological process (GO): positive regulation of Rho protein signal transduction; intracellular signal transduction
Molecular function (GO): protein binding; guanyl-nucleotide exchange factor activity; calcium ion binding
Source: RefSeq, a predicted model, not a curated record